This is a messenger RNA of Schistosoma guineensis, 468 nucleotides long. The record is from the annotation of a GenBank genome assembly. Lineage: Eukaryota; Metazoa; Platyhelminthes; Trematoda; Strigeidida; Schistosomatidae.
AUGUUUAAAUUGUCGUUACAAUUAUGUUAUAAAUUAUUCAAAGCCGAUGAUGAUGAUGAUGAUGAUGAUGAUGAUGAUGAUGAUGAUGAUGAUGAUGAUGAUGAUGAUGAUGAUGAUGAUGAUGAUGAUGAUGAUGAUGAUGAUGAUGAUGAUGAUGAUGAUGAUGAUGAUGAUGAUGAUGAUGAUGAUGAUGAUGAUGAUGAUGAUGAUGAUGAUGAUGAUGAUGAUGAUGAUGAUGAUGAUGAUGAUGAUGAUGAUGAUGAUGAUGAUGAUGAUGAUGAUGAUGAUGAUGAUGAUGAUGAUGAUGAUGAUGAUGAUGAUGAUGAUGAUGAUGAUGAUGAUGAUGAUGAUGAUGAUGAUGAUGAUGAUGAUGAUGAUGAUGAUGAUGAUGAUGAUGAUGAUGAUGAUGAUGACAGUAAGAAUUAUCACGCAGAACCUGAAUUCAUGCGAAUAAUUGUUUUAAGUUGA